AUGGAAGGGAGAAUAUCAUCACGUGCACGUCAGUUUACUCAAGCUUUAGAAAAUGCAGACCAGAAACUUCUUGAAGAUCUAUGUAUCUAUAAUAAUGAGCAGGAGCUGUCAGAGAUAAGAGGGACACUAGAAUCCAAUCAGUGGAUUCUACCUCGUGUUUGUCAGCUGGGCUUUCCUGAUAUUCUUCAAAGAAUUUAUGGUUUUCAUUUGAUCGACAUUGAUACUGAAUAUUUGGGGAAAACUGGUCUGCAGUAUGCUUGCCAGGAAGGACACAUGGAUAUCGUAAAAUGGCUUCUAGAUCAGGGUGCAAGCUUAAAGAAAAGUGUAUGGAAAGAAGAUUCUGAGUUUUAUCUGGCAACAUUACACGGAAACAUUGAUGUUGUGGAUGUGCUGUUGCAAAAAGAACCAGGUCUGACAUCAGACACCUCUGUCCGCUACUGCCUUAUGUACGCUGCUUGCUGUGGAGGCCAUGUGGACUUGAUGAAGAAAUGGUGUUUGCCUGGAGUAGAUGUCAAUGAAACCAUUGCUUUUACCACAGACCUGUCCAGAUGUGAGCAGAUGUAUCCGCUGUUUGCUGCCUGUCAGGGAGAGCAUUUGGAUGUUGCCAUUUGCCUAAUCAAAGAGUAUGAUGCUGUUAUCACAAAAGAUAUAUGCCAUCAUUUCCCAGAAUUCACAACCCAGCUGGUCAGGACAUUAUUCAUGUCAGAUAUGAAACACACACGAGAUUUUUGCAUGGCAAAUUAUAAGCUGGAGUACAUCCUGGCCUGCUGGUUUACUUCAAAUGAAAGGACAGGUCUGAUAAUGAACCAGCAGACAUCUCAAGACUCUGAUUCUGAAAGCUUUGUUGAGGAAGAUGAUGACAAGAUGAUUGAAACUGUGAUUGAUUUAAAGGGAAAUCGACUUAGGUCGCUGCCUGAUGAGGUUCUGUGGACAUUAAGAGAACUUGUCUCUUUAGAUGUUUCAUACAACCCACUUGGAACAAUUCCUGAUGCUUUAGAUUCCAGCUCACUCGCUUCUAAUGGAAUUAGAUUAUUAAACAUCUCCUACUGUGAACUGACAUCACUGUCCUUACAUGUAUUUGCUCUUCCUUGUCUUGAGCAGCUGAACUUGUCUUACAAUAUGCUGACUACACUAGGUCAGAAAGAUGGUGCAGAAAAUGCAGCUUACAGUACAGGCUGGAAGUGCACAAGACUUAAGAGUUUAGAUGUCUCCCAUAACCUCCUGACCUUAUUGCCUCCUGGCAUCCACACCUGCACAGAGCUGAAUUCUCUAAAUGCCAGCCAUAAUGAACUCAGCACUUGCCCCCUUUGGCAAUGUCCUAUGAAAAUGCUUGACCUUUCCCACAAUGAACUGGUAUCAUUUGCACCAAGUGCUGACCAGUACUGGAAGCAGACGUUGAGAAAACUUUGUCUUGCCAGUAAUCAGAUCAUUGAGCUGACAGAAAGCAUUGUUAAGAUGCGUACCCUUACAUUUCUAGAUGUGUCAUACAACAAAAUCCAGCAGAUGCCACAGCCAGACCUGUGGUGUUGUCCUCUUGUUUCCUUCAACUUAAAUAAUAAUCAGCUAGGUCUAGAUAAGGUGAAGACACCUCUUCAGAGAAUCAUUUCAUUGAAUCAGUCACCUCUGCCACGCGUUGAGUUUCCAAAGUCUUGUCUAGCAUCUUCAUUGAUGGAGCUCUAUUUGGCAAAUAAUGACCUGAAGACAGUUCCUGAUGGAAUCAGUGACAUGGAAAAGUUAACAGUUCUGGACUUGAGCGAAAAUCCGAGAAUCAUGGAACUGCCUGCUGAGUUAGGAAAGCUGAAGAAGUUACUGAAACUUGACCUGACUGGUGUCACUGUCAAGGAUAAGCAACUGCAGAAUUUGAUUACUUCUGUAGAGGAUGACAGAACUCGUAUGUAUGCUAGUGAUAUUAUCAUGCAUCUGGAAAGAAAGCGCAGGAAUUGUGUCCAGCCUGAAAUUCUAAAAAUUGUGGUACUUGGUUGCAAGAGUAUAAAUGGACCUUGUAUAGUUCAAAAGAUGGUCAGUGGAAAGAAUGCUGGUACUUGUGAUCAAGAGAGAAAAUCUUUGACGUAUGAAAUCUGGGAAAUUCCAGACACCAAAUUUACCCCAGCUAUACUGCCAUGUUUCCUGUCCUAUAACUCAUUGUAUAUUAUUAUCCAUGAUGCUACCUACUAUGGUGCUGACCUUCAUUCAGUGUCUGAGAAGGUGUCUUCUGUCCAGACAUGUGUUCUGCGACUAAAGGUCAUUGUUGUCUGCACUUACAUAAACUCAAUGGAAAAGUCAAAAAGAGAGAAAACUGAGAAGGAAAUAUGUGAAAAAUCUAAGUGUAUAUUUCCUAGAGCAACAUUUGUGUCAAUUACAUUGGGAGGUAGAGAUAACUUCGACUCGCUCCAGCAAGAGAUUUAUGCUGCUUGGGAAAGCAUGAGUGAUGCUGUUUAUGAUAGAGAUGUCAAACUGCGGCAUCGACAGGUUCCAAAAGUGUUCAUUGAUGUGGUCAGCUCCGUGAAGAAGCUCCAGCAGGAUAUAUGUUUAUUAGAUGACUUUCUUCAGGCCUUAGGACUGACUAAAUGCGACUUGGAUGACGGAGUAGAUGACAAUCUGAAGUUGCAUGAAUUCCUUCUGCAAGUCGGAGCAAUGCUUCAUUAUGAUAUUCACCUAGAUGAGCUGUCAAAUUGUGUUAUUCUGAAUCCUACAUGGCUUUUUAGAGUGCUUUUUAAAUUCUUUAAGUCUCUGACUUCACUAAACAGCCCCAAGACUGCACAGCUGCCAAUAAGUGUUGUAAGAGCUACAGUCCAGGAAGAGUUACCCACAGGAGAUUAUGAUUAUUUCCCUGCAUUUCUGAAACUUCUGGAAACUUUCAACAUCGGCUUGAGGUUGACUGACAGUGCCAACAAGAAGGAUGAACUCCUUCUUGUGCCUUCUCUGUUACCAAAGCAUCCACCACAGUUUAAGAUUGAUGCACACAAGGGUGCUUGCAGAGCGGCACGGCUGUACCAUCUCUCAGCAAUUUCACCAGCAAUUUGGAGUCAUAUAAUAUCUCAGUUGAUCCUGGCAUUUGAUCGCUUUUCCAAGCCUAAAUGGAAGCUUGGAGAACAGAGGUCAAAUGCCAGUGCAACAUUAGACAGAACCAAGUCAUUCAGGAUGGGGUGCACAUCUAGCUUGAGAGGUCUGAAUAUUUAUAACAAGAAUGUCCAAUACUGGAGGACAGGAAUCAUGAUGCAUUAUGACCAAGGACAUGUGGUUGUGGAACAAGUGGCAUGCAUAUCCAGGCUG
Messenger RNA from Candidula unifasciata, 3273 nucleotides. The record is from the annotation of a GenBank genome assembly. Lineage: Eukaryota; Metazoa; Mollusca; Gastropoda; Stylommatophora; Geomitridae.